This is a messenger RNA of Calypte anna (Anna's hummingbird), 2816 nucleotides long. RefSeq names its product origin recognition complex subunit 2 (gene ORC2). Gene Ontology annotation, molecular function: DNA replication origin binding. The coding region runs from base 117 to 1814 and encodes 565 amino acids. The record is from RefSeq and is a predicted model, not a curated record. The transcript is spliced from 16 exons. Gene Ontology annotation, biological process: DNA replication. Gene Ontology annotation, cellular component: nucleus; nuclear origin of replication recognition complex. NCBI's taxonomy places the organism in Eukaryota, Metazoa, Chordata, Aves, Apodiformes, Trochilidae.
AGAGCGGGGCUGCGGGCCUCCGGGUGAAGGGGAGGUGCUGCGAGGCUCUGCGAGGCGGGGGACGGUUCCGACGGGGGUCCACGUGGCUGAGGUAAGGCGGGCGCAGGGGACCCGCCAUGAGGCCGCCGGAGGGGAGAGGCAGCCGCUCCCUCAAGGUGAAGUUCGUGCCUGACGAGGAUGUCCUGAAGCACAUCGCUGACGUAGGUGUUAAAGCACGGAAGAACAAGGCUCCAGUAGCAGUCAGUGUGAAGAGACUGGUGAAGAAGCUGGGGGAUAUUUCAGAUGAUGAAGCUCAGGAGACCCUGGAAGAGAACAACUAUGUUGCUGCUCUAGGAAUGUCCACCCAAGAUGCAAUAGGAAAUGGCUCCAGUGUAAGUGGUGGUGCAGUUUACUCCUUCCAGACUCCCAGGCGCCCCAGCAGGAUGGCAGAGCUGGCCUCUGAAUUAGCCCAGACACCAGGAGGGAAUGUUGUACCUAACCACUCCCAGUGCCCUGAGAAGACAGCCAGAACCCCCCAGAGCACCAAACGUUCAGACAGAUUGCAGCAAAAGAGUAAACAGAAAGAAUUUGUGUCCACCACACCUUACAGACUCAGGAAGAGGCUGGCAGCUCCAGACACUUUAGAAAGUGAGAGCGAGUAUUCUUCUUCCUGCUCAGAGGAGGAAGAGCAAGACCAGCCAGAAGCCAACACUGCUGUAUCAGAUCAAAAGACCCCAGCAAAAACUAAGGCUGCAUCUACACCUCCUCACAAAAACACCCUGACCAAAAAAAAAAAGGAGGACAAGAUGAGCAACCUGGUAGAGGAAUACUUUGAAGCUCACAGCAGUUCCAAAGUGCUCACUUCAGACCGAACGCUGCAGAAGUUGAGGAAAAGAAGAUUGAAUCAGCAAACACUGCACAACCUUUUGAAAAAGGUUCCCAUUGCCUAUGCUGCUGAAAUUCAAGAGCUAAACCAGCAACAUGAAGCCCUGUUUACCAAGUGGAUGCUGCAGUUACGCUUGGGUUUCAAUAUUGUGCUCUAUGGACUGGGCUCCAAGCGUGAUUUGUUAGAGAAGUUUCGUGCCUCUGUGCUCCUGGAUGUUGUUCACCUCGUGGUCAAUGGCUACUUCCCCAGCAUCACUGUCAAGUCUAUUCUUAACUCCAUCACAGAGGAGGUGCUGGACUAUGGAGGGUCCUUCCGCAGCCCCCUUGACCAACUUGAAUUCAUCAUUAGAAAGUUUAAAGAAGAUUCAUCUUUAGAGCUCUAUGUCCUCAUCCAUAACCUGGACAGCCAGAUGCUGAGGGGAGAAAGAAGCCAGCAGAUCCUUGCACAGUUAUCCUCUCUGCCCAGCAUUUACCUCAUUGCCUCCAUUGACCACAUCAAUGCUCCUCUCAUGUGGGAUCAGGCAAAGCUGAGCCUCUUCAACUGGCUGUGGUAUGAAACAACCACCUUUAUUCCUUAUGUGGAAGAAACCUCCUAUGAGAACUCCCUCCUGGUGCAGCAGUCUGGCUCUUUGGCUUUGAGCUCCCUCACCCAUGUCCUGCGCAGCCUCACUCCCAACGCCAGGGGGAUAUUCAGACUGCUUGCUCAGUACCAGCUGGAGAACAAGGACAACCCAUCUUACCCAGGCCUGUCCUUCCAAGACUUCUACAGACAGUGUCGGGAGGCUUUUCUUGUGAACAGUGAGCUGACACUCAGGGCACAGCUGACAGAGUUCAGGGACCACAAGCUCAUCAGGACCAAACGGGGAGCUGAUGGUGUGGAAUGCUUGUUAAUUCCUGUAGAUGACAGUACCUUGACCGACUUCUUAGAGAAAGAGGAUGAAGAUGUAUAGCAUCUCUCUGCCCUCAGAAAAUCUGCUGCAAUUGUUCUCCUGGGGUCUCUGCUCAGAUCUCCCUUCCUCCAACCCCAAGGCUGCUGACUGCUCACUGAAAUGUGAUAAUCCUGAGGAGCCUUGCUUGUUGUUCAGCAGCAUCAGGUAGCUUGGAACAAUGACUUGUGUCAGCAAGGUGUCUCUUGCUCCCCUGUUAGAUUUGUCUGCUUUGUCUCUUAGCUCAGAUGAUGCCUUCUUCACAUCUAUGCAGCCAGCCUUACAGCUCAGACAAACAAACGUGGUAAGAUUGUGCCUUCUGCUCUCUACCUCACCAGAUAGGAGGGUACCACUGGAGCAGUUUACUUGGGAUGAGCCAACCACAAGAUGGUCAGAACUUUAGUUUGUACUAAUGGUGCACCUUUUUUCUCAAGUAAGUGCUUUCCAGUGCUCCUUUACCAGUUAGACAGGGUUAGCUCCCAGUGCAUGAAGAAGCCAGGAUUGAUAAUGCUAAGAGGCCUGGCUUGACUGCAUGAGGAAAGGAGAAGACUAAGGAGUUUGAGACAGCCUGGGUGACUUGCUCAGUUCUGGCAGUAGAACCAAAGGACUUGCACCAAACCCAGAUCCUUUUGUAAGAAGGUUUAGGUAAUUAAAAUUCUGAUGUACUCAAGUCUGUUGCCUGCUGGUGAGGAUAGGAGGAUCCAGCUUCUUUCAUCUUGCUUUCCAAACUGCAAUGCCAAAAUAGGAAGAGGCUAUGUAGCUGUUUAUUUUAUAACAUUGUAAAUAUGUAUUUUUUACACCAGAAGAGUUCACUGAUCCUGGAGGGGUCCUUAAAUGUGACAUGUGGGCUCUCCCUUUUUUUAAGCCCAUAGAGAUUGGGACACUGAAGUCUGACAGCUUUUCUUCACUUUUUUUCUCAGGUAUGUGGCAAUAAGCCCUCUUGUUCAGCUGGAGUCUGCCAGCCAGACUUCAGGAACUCUGUAUGUCUAAUAUUUGGUAGCUGUGUUACAGCUCAACAUUGUAAUA